Messenger RNA from Epinephelus lanceolatus (giant grouper), 3173 nucleotides. Its product is annotated as alcohol dehydrogenase 1-like. Gene Ontology annotation, cellular component: cytosol. The record is from RefSeq and is a predicted model, not a curated record. Gene Ontology annotation, molecular function: zinc ion binding; S-(hydroxymethyl)glutathione dehydrogenase [NAD(P)+] activity; alcohol dehydrogenase (NAD+) activity. NCBI's taxonomy places the organism in Eukaryota, Metazoa, Chordata, Actinopteri, Perciformes, Serranidae. Gene Ontology annotation, biological process: formaldehyde catabolic process.
GUGUAAAAAGAGAUUUACAUACACUUGUGUUUGUUCAUUCCACACAGGCUCCGACUCUCUUGCCUAGGUUUGCUUCUCUGUGAACUCAAGGAAGUGAUAACAAGUCUCCACCCCUCUGAAUGUCAAACUGUGCUGGCAAUAGAGUCCAGGGUCUGUUGUUGUGUCCUCCCCACUCCUGCGCUGCAGCUGGUCUCCUCUCUUAACUCCUCUCUCGCUUGUUUACUCUUAUCUUGGCAGCAAAAAUGGCCACAGCUGGUAAAGUCAUCAAGUGCAAGGCAGCAGUGGCCUGGGAGCCUAACAAGCCUUUGGUGAUUGAGGAGAUUGAGGUUGCUCCGCCCCAGGACGACGAGGUCCGCAUCAAGAUUGUGGCAACUGCGGUGUGUCACACAGACCUGUACCACCUUUUUGAGAGUAUGCCUGAAGAAGGCUUCCCAGCAGUCCUCGGCCACGAGGCAGCUGGGAUCAUAGAGAGCGUCGGGGCAGGAGUCACUGAAUAUCAGCCAGGAGACAAGGUUAUCCCUCUAUUCAUCGGCCAGUGUAGAGAAUGUCGCUUCUGUAAGAGUUCAAAGACCAACCAGUGUGACAAAGGAUGGUUGCCUCCCCCAGACAGGUUUACCUGUAAGGGGAAGAAGUUGCUGCAGUUUGUGGGGACCAGUACCUUCUCUGAGUACACUGUGGUUAACCAGAUGGCUGUGGCUAAGAUUGACCCCACUGCUCCACUAGAUAAAGUCUGUCUCAUCGGCUGUGGGAUCUGCACAGGAUAUGGAGCAGCGGUUAAUACUGCUAAGGUGGAACCGGGCUCAACAUGUGCUGUGUUCGGCCUGGGAGCUGUGGGUUUGGCUGCAGUCAUGGGCUGCAAGGCUGCAGGAGCUAAGAGGAUCAUCGCUGUUGACAUCAAUCCAGAGAAGUAUGAGAAGGCCAAGGUGUUUGGUGCAACUGACUUUGUGAACCCCAAGGAUCAUAGUAAACCCAUCAGUGAAGUGCUGUCUGAGAUGACUGAUGGAGGAGUGGACUACUCUCUGGAAUGUGUUGGGAAUGUGGAAGUCAUGCGCAGUGCCUUGGAGUCUUGUGUGAAAGGUUGGGGUGUCAGCGUCAUUGUUGGCUGGACAGAAUUAGAAGACUUUUCUGCCCAACCCGUUCAGCUCAUUGCUGGACGCACAUGGAAGGGCUCUGUGUUUGGAGGCUUUAAGGGUCGGGUUGCCGUGCCUCAGAUGGUUAAAGACUACCUGGACAAGAAGGUGAUGGUAGAUGAGUUCAUCACUCACAACAUGACUUUGGACCAGAUCAAUGAUGCCAUUGAACUGAUGAAACAUGGCAAAUGCAUCCGGACAGUCCUGACGGUUUCUCCGCAAUAAGACCACUGUGUUGUUUUCAGUGAUCCCAAAGUAAUCAAAUAAUUUACCACUUAGUCCAUGAUCUCAGGCCAGAACUUUCACCAAAAGGUACCACCCAAGGUAGCAAACUCUAGUUCUUCAAAUUUGGCACAAAGGUCUACUUGAAUUUUACAAUGAACUGAUUAGAGUUGGGUGGUCAAAUAUCAAGGUCACUUCUACCUUGUCUGUCUUAUUAUUGUGAACUCAACAUCUCAAGAAUGCCAUAAAGGAAUUUCCCUUAAAUUUGGCAAAAACAUCCACUUGGACUCCAGGAUGCACUCAUUAGAUUUCGAUGUUUGAAGGUCAAAGGUCAAAGUCACUGUGACCACACAAGACAUGGUUUUAGUUAUAAACUAGAAUUAUGUAUGGCUUCUGUAGAUCUUGAUGGCUCAAACAAUACUAAGAGUCAUAGCCUCUCAUGUCCCUGAGUUGCCUCAGAUACUGACUUCUGUUUUCUGAAGUGAGAUCGUAUCUGGUGACUGCUCCAGUUGUCAGGCUAAAACCCUUUGUUCCUGCAUCAGUCUGGGUGUCCCUGCUUACAGUCUCCUCAAUUGUUUGGUCUAGUUUCUAAUGAGAUUGUUUGUGCUCAGCUGGACAGAAAAAACACCCUCAACAAAGUGUACAUGAGCACCAGGCUGAUCAACCUCCAGGCAGGACAUUUGAGCAUGGUAGUAUGUGAGAUCUCUGGUAUAGUUAAGUUUUUCAUAAGCAAAACCCCACAGACUGAUGUCUCUCCUUACUGCAAGACGCUUUUAUAAGGAAAAGAAGUAUCAUUGUGUUUUUGUUGCCUUAUAAUGAGCCCUUUGAAAGGAGCAGGUCCUCUUCCAUGGAGCCCACCAUGUUGCACCACCUCUAGCCCAGAGCGGAUCAGCUCAAAGCCUGUUUAUAUUCUUUGUAUGAAUAUAAAUGUUAUAGUCUAUGUAUGUGUACUUUUGUUUGAUUCAAACUAAAUUGCUGCACAUAUUGUACAUAAGCUCUUACUAUAGACUGUGAGCAAACCGCUUGUGCAGAUACUGCAGGGCAAUAAUUGCAAAAACCAUUAUUGUCCCCCAAAAAUUAGUAAAGCCACUAAUUUGAAAUGGCUGUCAAGUUUCAAAGUUGUAUAUGGACCCAACAAAUAAACUAGUUGCAAAGAGAUUUUACCACCUCAGAUGGUGCCAAAAAUUUGACCUGGCCCAUGACCUAACAGUAGUAUACAAAUACUCAAAUUAUGCCCACUAUGAAUACCUGACCUUAAACACUCAACACAAAAUCAAGUCAAAUCCAAUCAAGUUGAUUUAUAUAGCACAUUUAAAAACAACAGCAAUUGACCAAAGUGCUGUACAAAAUAAAAGAAGUACGCGCAAAUAAAUAGCAAUAUAAAAUGUACACAAAGAUAAAACAGAAUAAAACUGGUGAGAACAAUUACGUACGUAAAAAAAAUUCUAAAAUACUAAGAUAUUAAAACCACUACAAACAACCAAAAGCCAAAAGAGGCUAUACUAAAGCUUUGCAGCAGCUACCGCAAAGGCACGAUCUCCCUUACCCACCAGCCUCAAUCAUGGGACAGUAAAAGACAUUGUUUGGGGGAUCUAAGAAUUCUGGAGUUGGAGUAGGGGCAGAGAAGUUCAGCUAUAUACUGGGGUGCCAGCCCAUGUAUGGCUUUAAAAACAAAUAAAAGAACCUUAAAAUCAAUCCUGUAUUUGAUAGGUAGCCAGUGUAGCGGAUUAUGUGUAGAUUGUGAGAAUCAUCUGCAGUGUUUAGUAAGGAAAAGCUAAACAUGUCAGGUAUAUAUAUGUCACAAUAAAUGGUCUUAACAAA